ACAACCCCCGAUUGCUACGCAACCUCCUCCUUCCCAGCAAAUCUCCGAUCCGAGCGAGAAUGGCCAAAUCAGCACGAGGCUCAGCUGAUAUUUGUUUCUUUAUCAACAUGACCAGCAAUAUCUUCCUUUUCCUUUGAGUUGGUGAAAAUGUCUCACCGGAAGUUUAGCGCCCCCCGCCAUGGAUCCAUGGGGUUCUACCCCAAGAAGCGGAGCAAGACUCAUCGCGGCAAGGCCAAGGCCUUCCCCAAGGACGACCCUUCCAAACCCGUGCACUUGACCUGCUUCUUAGGCUACAAGGCCGGUAUGACCCACGUGGUCCGCGAAAGCGACCGACCUGGGUCCAAGAUGAAUAAGCGAGAGAUCGUGGAGGCCGUGACCAUCAUCGAGACCCCGCCCAUGAUUGCCGUGGGUGUGGUGGGUUAUAUCGAAACGCCACGUGGCUUGCGCGCCCUCAAGACCGUGUGGGCUGAGCACAUCAGCGAAGAGUGCAAGCGACGAUUCUACAAGAAUUGGUCCAAGUCCAAAAAGAAGGCCUUCACCAAAGCCUGCAAGAAAUGGCAGGAGGAUUUGGGCAAGAAGGAGAUCGAGAAGGAGCUGAAUCAAAUCAAGAAGUACUGCUCUGUUGUGCGAAUCAUCUGCCACACUCAGCAAAAGUUGCUCCGUCGUCGCCAGAAGAAGGCUCACAUCAUGGAAAUCCAAUUGAACGGUGGAUCCGUGGCCGACAAGGUCGACUUCGCUCGCAAUCAUUUCGAGAAGGAAAUCCGAUGCAACUCUGUGUUUGCUCGUGAUGAGAUGAUCGAUUGCAUUGGUGUCACCAAGGGAAAGGGAUUCAAAGGUGUCACCUCCAGAUGGCACACCAAGAAGUUGCCUCGUAAGACGCACAAGGGUCUGCGAAAGGUGGCUUGUAUUGGAGCUUGGCAUCCUUCCCGAAUCCAGUUCACGGUUGCCCGUGCUGGUCAGAAGGGAUACCAUCAUCGUACUGAGAUCAACAAGAAGAUCUACGAUAUGCGUGACGGUUAUUACAAGAAGGGCGACAAGUUGAUCAAGAACAACGCUUCUACUGAUUACGAUUUGGCCGAUAAAUCCAUCAACCCCAUGGGUGGCUUCCCUCAUUACGGCGAGGUGAAGCAAGAUUUCAUCAUGAUCAAGGGCUGCUGCAUUGGGCCUAAGAAGCGUGUGUUGACCCUUCGCAAGUCGCUCUUGGUGCACACCAAGCGAUUGGCUUUGGAGAAGAUCAAACUGAAGUUCAUCGACACCAGCUCCAAGUUCGGUCAUGGUCGCUUCCAGACCCCACAAGACAAGAUGGCCUUCAUGGGACCUCUCAAGAAGGACAAGAUCCGACAGGCUGCCGCCGUUGCUGCCACUGGCACGGCUUGAAGUGUUGUCACAAUCACUUGUGUUGGUCUGUGAAAUACAGAGAUGGUUUAAA
Messenger RNA from Tigriopus californicus, 1429 nucleotides. RefSeq names its product large ribosomal subunit protein uL3-like (gene RpL3). Bases 148 to 1377 code for a protein of 409 amino acids. Gene Ontology annotation, cellular component: cytosolic large ribosomal subunit; ribosome. The transcript is spliced from 4 exons. Lineage: Eukaryota; Metazoa; Arthropoda; Copepoda; Harpacticoida; Harpacticidae. Gene Ontology annotation, molecular function: structural constituent of ribosome; RNA binding. The record is from RefSeq and is a predicted model, not a curated record. Gene Ontology annotation, biological process: ribosomal large subunit assembly; translation.